Messenger RNA from Pleuronectes platessa (European plaice), 2155 nucleotides. RefSeq names its product integumentary mucin C.1. The transcript has 4 exons. Bases 156 to 1730 code for a protein of 524 amino acids. The record is from RefSeq and is a predicted model, not a curated record. NCBI's taxonomy places the organism in Eukaryota, Metazoa, Chordata, Actinopteri, Pleuronectiformes, Pleuronectidae.
ACCAUUCUUAAUGUCAACGUCAAACAUAUAAAGGUUGUGGCAAACUGAGGUUGAGUUACAUCUGAAGGUGAAGUGACAUUGGACUGAGGCAGCUUCCAUCCCAAGGCAGCUACAGACAUACAAUUCAGAGAAACUUUGUGCAAAAAAGAUUCAAGAUGCUCCUGAUCAUCCUGAUUCAACUCCUGAUCGUCGCAUCAGCAAAUGUCCAGGCAACCACAACUGUAGCAGCUACAACUGCAGCACCCACCACUGUAGCACCUACAACUGCAGCACCCACCACGACUGCUGGUGGUGUCAUCACCACCACGGCCGUAGCACCCACCACGAUGGUUGCAGCACCCAUCACAACUCCUGCUGGUGUCAUCACCACGACUGCUGCAGCACUCACCACGACGGCCGCAGCACCCACCACAACUCCUGCUGGUGUCAUCACCACGACGGCUGCUGGUGCCGCCACCACCACCACGGCUGCUGGUUCCACUACCACUACCACGACUGCUAUAGCACCCACCACGGCGGCUGCUGGUGCCACUACCACCACCACGGCUGCUGGUGCCGCCACCACCACCACGGCUGCUGGUGCCACUACCACCACCACGGCUGCUGGUGCCGCCACCACCACCACCACGGCUGCUGGGGCCUCUACCACCACCACGGCUGCAGGUGCCGCAACCACCACCACGGCUGCUGGUGCCACCACUACCACGGCUGCUGUUGCCACCACCACCACGGCUGCUGGGGCUUCUACCACCACCACGGCUGCUGGUGCCGCCACCACCACCACGGCUGCUGGGGCCUCUACCACCACCACGGCUGCUGGUGCCGCAACCACCACCACGGCAGCUGGUGUUGCCACCACCACCACGGCUGCUGGUGCCACCACCACCACGGCUGCUGGGGCCGCCACCACGGCGGCUGCUGGUGCCACUACCACCACCAUGGCUGCUGGUUCCGCCACCACCACCACGGCUGCUGGUGUCGCCACCACCACGGCUGCUGUUGCCACCACCACCACGGCUGCUGUUGCCACCACCACCACGGCUGCUGGGGCCUCUACCACCACCACGGCUGCUGGUGCUGCCACCACCACCACGGCGGCUGGUGCCACCACCACCACGGCAGCUGGGGCCGCCACCACCACCAUGGCGGCUGCUGGUGUCAUCACCACCACGGCUGCAGCAACCCCCACAACUGCUGCAGCACCCACCACGACGGUUGCAGCACCCACCACCACGGCUGCUGGGGCCACUACCGCCACCGGGGCUGCUGGUGUCAUCACCACCACCACGGACGCUGGGGCCGCCACCACCACCACCACAGCUGCUGGGGCUGCCACCACCACAACGGCGGCUGCUGGUGUUAUCAGCACCACGGCUGCAGCACCCACCACAAAUGCUGCUGCACCCACCACGACGGUUGCAGCACCCACCACCACGGCUGCUGGGGCCACUACCGCCACCACGGCUGCUGGUGGUGCCACCACCACCACGGCUGCUGGGGCCGCCAUCACCACAACGGCGGCUGCUGGUGUCAUCACCACCACGGCUGCAGCACCCAUCACAACUGCUGCAGCACCCACCACGACGGCUGCUGGGGCCACCAGCGCAACAGCGGCUGCUGUUGUCACCACCACCACUAACACUGCUGCACAUGCUGGGAUCGUAUCCGUGAGCAGUCUGGUGUUCUGUCACUUCAGUGUUGUUCUCUUCAUGUCCCUCUGUACCGUGUGACUUGGUUGUACUGGUGUUUUUUAAACACAUUUAUCAGUACCUACAAAGUAUUAUUAUUUAUAUUUAGAUACACACUGGUGUUGAUAAGAUUAACAAUCCAUAUGAUACAAAGUGUUAAAAAUAAGUUUGUGCUUAUUUAUUGUAACUCUCAGAGUAAAGUUACUGAUAACUUAUAAUUUUAUGACUGAUGAAUGACUGCUGAAAUUUGGUUAACCAAGCUGAACUGGUGUCAGUGUUUUUUAUUGUUGGAGCAGUGCUUCAUUAAACUUUUCAACUGUUGUUGUCGAUAGAACUGUUUUCUUUAAAGUGUAUUAUAAUUCAUGUGAAAAGACAAAUCUAUGUUGAAGCCAGAAUGUGGACGGAUUAUUUAUUUGGGUCAUGAUUUGUUAUUUCACAGCAGAUAAAUAAAAUGACACAGCAACAAA